This is a messenger RNA of Nematostella vectensis (starlet sea anemone), 4941 nucleotides long. RefSeq lists its product as uncharacterized. Gene Ontology annotation, cellular component: membrane. Gene Ontology annotation, molecular function: calcium ion binding. The record is from RefSeq and is a predicted model, not a curated record. Bases 142 to 3555 code for a protein of 1137 amino acids. The transcript is spliced from 17 exons. Gene Ontology annotation, biological process: homophilic cell-cell adhesion. NCBI's taxonomy places the organism in Eukaryota, Metazoa, Cnidaria, Anthozoa, Actiniaria, Edwardsiidae.
AUCCGAUCGCUUCUAACUAAGCAAACACUACACCAACACACGGGGAGAUAUCCCGUCAAAAUUCUCCUAACAGGUGCAAAACCAAGCCAAGAAUAUACAGAAAUCCCCAUGUCGGGAAGCUAGAGGUUUCUCUGCUUCAAGAUGGAGUUUCGCGCGCCUUUUUCGGUUGGGAUCGUUCUUGUUUUGUGUCUUGUUCCACUCGGAGCAGUGCGAAGCCGACCCGUGGCAGGGGACGGCGAGUGUGUUAUCUCAGAGCAAUACAAGUGCGGAGAGAAGGAGUGUAACUGUAAGCCAAUCAGCGUGUGGCCUGGGUUCCAGGAAAUUUUCCGCCGCCUCCUCGCCUUCCAGUCUCCACUCAUCCCCAGCGCUGAAGAGUUGGACUGUGGGAAGUGUGACGUUACGUGUGAAAGACAAGUCGUGGUUAAGUGCGAAAACGGUGUGUGUCAAGACGAUCAUUGCGCAUGUCUGCCCUGCUGGCGAGGAAAGUCAUGUGACCAGCCAGACCUCACAGGGCCGCCCGAGUUUGAACAAAAAGAAUACGAAGCUGAAAUUCGCGAAGACGCGGCUGUAGGAGACGACAUUCUGACCGUGACUGCGCUUGACCGAUGCUCAAAGCACCCCGACAAAAUCCGCUAUUCUAUCGCAGAGGAAAGCGACGACGAGCUGCUUACGAUUGAUGAAAAUAAUGGUCGCAUUAAGGUUGCAAAGAGUCUGGAAUCUAGUGCUGGGAAAAGCCUCGAGCUGACAGUGCAGGCAAAUAAGGGCGCUGACCAGUCCGUGGCGAAGGCCCAUGUACGUGUUACUGUCAGGGAGACUGGGCGUCAGAGGAGGUCUACUCAUCAUGUUAUGAGGCGAGCUGUGUCGUCUAGCCCAGGCUCGUUGAUUUUAAGAGUCCUGGUACCUGAUGACAUCGCAGGCAACAACGUCACAUUCCUCAACACUGGCGGCAAGAUCACGUACCAAAUGGAGCUGUCGCACAACACCUCUGGAGUAACGAUACAGCCACAGAGCGGUAUAACAGUCGAGUGCUGGGGCUCGCAUCUAACACCAAGUGCGUUGAGCUCACAUGUUCUGGCUUCUGAGACUAGCAGGGCUGGUAACAACAUCACCUUUAGCGUGCCCAUGCUUACCUCGAGUGACGUCGCCAAGGCAAACUUCGAAGCCACUGUCAAUGCGGGUAUUUUUCCCCUGGCGAAUCUGUACUUCAGUUGCUCCGCCUCUGCAAGCGGCUUCGGAGUCGGUCCCGUGUUCUCGUUGGUCAAAUACGCAGUGUUUCCGAAAGCGACAAUUGAACGAACGAGUCAUUCCGGAGUCACGUUGCUAGUCACCGGAACUGAGGUUAACUACAAGAUGACAAUAGAUAUGCCUGAGCUUAACUUCCCCCUUCUGGUGGAGAUCUCGUCUGCUAUCAACGACUUUUCCUUCAUGGAAGUCAAAGAGGUCACGGUAAACACAGGAAGCAAAAUCACCGGCGGGAGCUCAACACCAACACCAACCUACCACAAGAGCAAUUUAGAGCUGCUGUUCAACGAUCGCUCUGUGUUGGACUUCAAAGACCUCACGGUUGGAGCAUCAGCAACAAACAGCGAUAAACAGAUUACGGUCGAUUUCACAGCCGUCAUCAACGAUCAUCCCGAUCUUUUCAAUGGAUCAAAGCAUUGGAUUGGCGCGGGACUGCGGAGCGGAUACCAGAUGCUUUGGGUGGGACAAGAGGCCAUCUACGUGGAAAAGGUUCAGCCAACGGUCGGUGUAUUCUUCAAGACACUUAACGACUCUCUUUUCACCCGGUACUACUACCAAGAUCGUUUGUCAUUCGACUUCACCGUCAAGCACACCAAUACUUCCACAGCUGAUGCAAGGAACGUCAAUGUCACAUGCUAUUUCCCUGACUCUCUCACUUUCAUUUCUGGGACUUACUCUGUGAAAGGUGGUUCAUCACAAGCCUUGGCUAAACACAAUGCCACUACGCUCACCCCGAUACAGGAAGCUGCUUUAAACCAAGGUGAUGAGAUCACUGGGACUAUGGAGGUCGAGGUGUCCAGCUCGGUCACGCCCUUGGUGAAGCUGGAUCCCGUUUGCCGCGUGGAGUACUCGAAUCUCGCUUCAGAGCCCAAGCUAGCCACCAAACACACGCCCGACCCGUCAUGCAUCGCGGGCGUACCGGUCUUCGUCUUGAAUCAGACGACAUCCGGGCCUUAUCGCAUCGGGUCUAAGGCCUGCUUCCGAUUCUCGGCCAUGGUCCGGCGCAUGUCCCUCCCGAUGAUCGUAGAGAUAUUGGCGCCCGUGAACGGGAGUGCGGUAUUCUCUCUGACUGACCUUUCUUCAGUGACCGUUGGCUCAAACAUAGACAACUACGCCUCGCUAGCGACCAAGCAAUUCACGAUGCGUUCCACUACCAAUGACACCGCGUACUUCGACCGGGCUAAUCUCGACCUGGGCAACGUGCAAAGCACCCAAGGGGCCACACCCUCCGCUCUGAAUGAGAUCUCCUUUACGUUCUGCGUCGUUCUAAAUGAUCACCCUCUUAUCACGGAUGGCUCCAAGCAUUGGGUUGGUGUCGGGGUCAAGGGGGGACCCAGUAUGAUGUGGAUAGGGGAGAUAGGGGUGACGGCGGAUGUGCCCGUGGAUCGCAAGCCAGUACUGAAGGUGGAAGUGUCGUGUGAGACGGAAAGCAAGGCGAAGUGUCACGAGACUAGUCUACCCAAAGGGUCUAUUGUUGUGUAUAACGUGACUAUCGCCCAUGACCCCGAGUCGCAGCAGCACGCCAACGAGGUCAAUGCGACCUUCAUGAUGCCACCGUACGUCAAGUUCAUAGAUGAGCUCAGCAGAUCAAGUCAGCUUACACAGAAAGUGAUGGAAGCAGGACCCAAGUUCUCCUUACAGUCCGGGGAGAUCUUCCGUUUCUUGGACAGUCUCAAGAUGUCGUUUUCCGCGCAACUCGACCCGAAUGGGAUGAUGCCAGUAGUACCCAGUCCUACUCUGGCCGUGUCUGUCCUUGACGUCACCUUCACGGGCUCUGACUCCUCUGCUCCGUUUCGAGCACCGCUGGCUCAAGCCACUGCUCAGUUUGUUUCUGCAGCGGCGAAGAAACCUCCUGCCGAAUCCGCUACAGGGUACUGGGAGAAGGGGAUUUACGUGGAUUCCCCAAGCGGGACUCUGUACGUCUGCCAGCACAACGCCGACAGUGCCAAACCUAACUGCUACUACAGCCCUGACUGUAUGACCGGAACCUGGAUUCCAAUGGAUCCAUUUGUGGGUUGUAUCAUUGGCCAAUCCGGGAGCACAGUGUACGCCAUCGCUAAAAACAAGCUCGCCUACAUCAAGCAGAACGCCCGCGAUCAGCAUUGGGAAGCACUCACUAAGCAGGCCUAUGACGCCGUCAAAUCGUCCACUAACCCAGACAAGGUCAUCAAGUUUGACUCGUCCGGCGGUCUCUCUCAACUGAUCUCGGAUGCGGGAAAGGAAUUUAAAGCCGACUCCAAUGGCGUUCACUGCAGGGCUACGUCAUCUGAUGUAUGGACCAUGAAGGCACAGUGGAAAUGCUGCGGCAACUGAGCUCGCUCCGUUUUAUUCCAUGGAGUCCUUACCUGUACAUAUUUCAAGGAGGCUAUAAUGUCAUGCGUAAGCUCCUUCUGUACUUUUCAGUCCAUAAGGCGAUGCAUGAGUUUCUAGAAGCAUAGUAGCAUGUACAUUAGGCGUAUUCAAGACAGGGAGAUGAUACAAAUUACGUCCAAUCGUUUACGAAUUAGUUACAGUAGAUAGCCCUUUCUGCCAGUAUUUUACGCAUUGUCGCAAAAGUGAUAUCAUCCAUCGAUACUAAAGGUAUUUCGCAUGAUUUUAGUCUAAAGGCUCUAUCUCAAGUGGCUGAUGGAUUGUGGGUAUUGCAUCCCCCCCUUCUUCGUGUUACAACGUCUCCCUAAAAAUAUCCUGGAUCCGUCUCUGAUCUAGUCGUAUGCAUCCACAUCGCUUCAUUGAGUCUAGUGUAGAUAUUUAAACAACUAGGGUCAGAUAUGUUCUAAGAGUGUUGUAAAACACACUACACAAAAUAAUAGCAUAGAAGUGUAUGUAUACAAAGAAACUACCACGGGCGGGCGCGAAGCCGGAUUUGGAAUAAUUGAGAUUAAUAAUAGGGAUUAUCCGCGUCUCCCUCAAUGUUUGCCAAAAAGAUCAGACAUCUGUAUAUGAUGUCUGCACACCCCCUCCUACAGGGUCAUUGAGGCGUAAAGGGAAGCCCGGAUUCGCCUUACAUGUCUGGAUAUCAGGAACAUGGAAGGAACGUGGAUUUGCGGCAAACAGCCUGUGGAAGAGGGACUUCCCAGGCCCGUACCAAGGGGGGGGGGGGGGGGUGCAGGGGGUGCAAACGCACCCCCCACAACGGCCACCAAAAGUCCACUUCUGGUUCUCAAUAGACGUGUUUUUGUGUAGAAAAAAAAACUAAAAAUCUUAAGUUAGAUCACUCUGGUAUGUAGCCAAAUUCGACAAUAAACGUCCCGUGGAGAUUCUGCAAGGCAUGCUGCAAAGGCUUAAAAAAAAAUCUCUUUUUGUUCUUUCAGAGGUGGUUAGAUUUUUAUCAGAGAACUCCCACCCCACUUAUUCGGAAUUCGCACCCCUCCAAGAAAAAUCCUGGGUGCGGGCCUGCUUCCUCUCCCCUUUUAAGACUAUAAGCAAAUACCAGCUGACUUCGCGCCUGCCAGAGCAUAGAAUCUUACUGCUAUCUUAAUGAAAUAUGACGGGUCAGAAAGGCAGUUCCCAAAACAAAACUUUUGCAGCAAAAAAUAAAGCAUCUACACCCCUUUCUCUACAAGGAAAUACUAAAGUAAAUCAGAUAACUGCUUUUGCCUGACCCAUCAGAGCCUUUGUUUUUUACGUCUCUUCUACGAUAAUCCGAUGUCAUUCUUCAAAAAGAUAGCUUAAAUAAAGAGCUAGAUGAUAAAACGUUAA